Molecule: messenger RNA, 872 nt
Organism: Myotis davidii
Lineage: Eukaryota; Metazoa; Chordata; Mammalia; Chiroptera; Vespertilionidae
Gene: GHRH
Product: growth hormone releasing hormone
Exons: 6
Coding region: 392-712 (106 amino acids)
Biological process (GO): positive regulation of growth hormone secretion; adenylate cyclase-activating G protein-coupled receptor signaling pathway; growth hormone secretion
Cellular component (GO): perikaryon; terminal bouton; extracellular region
Molecular function (GO): peptide hormone receptor binding; neuropeptide hormone activity; growth hormone-releasing hormone receptor binding
Source: RefSeq, a predicted model, not a curated record
CUCACUCAGGCGCUACAAGAUUUGGAGAGCAUUUGCCCCCCUCGUAGCCACCAGCUUUGAAAUAAAUGUGGCUCCUUAAUUCGACUUCUUGAGGCAUCCUUGUGUGAUUCGUGGGGUACGCUACAACAUUUGGAGGCCCCAGCGAGAUCCAGCCAUUAGGGGGCACUGGUUCGGACACCGAGGGAGGCCAAUCUUCCCUGAGCAGGUCGCAGUACAAACGGCUCUGCCAGACUUAAAGGACAUCCCGCUAUCAUCACCAGUCCUUACAGGCUCUGCACUAUACCCAGAGAGCCACCCAUAAGCUUGUGUGAGAUGCCUUGCCAGUACCAACCUUGGGCCCUCUACCUCCCUUCCCGUCUGGAGACUCGGUGUGCCACCACAAGGGUGAAGGAUGCCGCUCUGGGUGUUCUUCCUCAUGGUCCUAACUCUCAGUGGUGGCUGCCACUGCUCCUCACACUCCCCGACCCUCAGGAUGCCACGGUAUGCAGAUGCCAUCUUCACCAACGGCUAUCGGAAGGUGCUGGGCCAGCUCUCUGCCCGCAAGCUGCUCCAGGACAUCAUGAGCAGGCAGCAGGCAGAGAGAAACGAGGAGCAAGGAGCAAAGGUGUGGCUUGGGCGUCAGGUGGACGGCAUGUGGGAAGACCAAAAGCAGAUGGCCUUGGAAAGCAUCCUGGCAGCCCUGUCGCAGAAGCUCAGGAAUUCCCAAGGAUGAAGAUUCUGCCUGUGUUUUAUGCUGCCUGGAGCCAAAACACAACUGCAUCCAGUUCAACCUAUUUAGUUUUUGACCUACUUUUUCUUUUAUAAAUACAAUAAAAUUCCCCCAUCCUGGUCUGCAGUUCAAUCUUCUUUAAUCUUCCACCUAAUUUGUAUGU